AUGUUGAUGGAUAACUCUUGGUAUGAGAUUGAGAACAACUUUUGGUGCCCAUGUGAGGACAAAUUUAGUUCCCAGGCUAAUGAAGAUCAUCUACCUGAAUGUCGACAACAUAAAAUCCUCAUGAAAAUAUCAAACAAUAUUGAAUAUUUACCUGGAGAGAUCCCUCAAACACAGCAUGGCAAGAAACGAAACAGUGUUGUUGAUGAAUUUUUGGCAAAUUUGGAAACCAUGAACACAUCGAGAAGGCGCAGUUCUUCAAAAUUGCUGCCUGGGUUUGUUCCCUUUGAAGAAAUUGUCCCCUCUCUUUCCACCCGAGUUCCUGGACUAGAGGUAUAUCUUCCUGCAUGUUUUUCUUCAACCAAGCUAGAAAAGUUGGAAUCCAUUUUAGAUCAAGAUCAUUUUGAAUUCGUACAGAAAAACAAUUUUUUCGAUUUAACUAGUGGAGCAACUAGGCUUGCCAUAAGUCCAGAAGACAAUCAUGAAAAUGAGAAUGAUGAUCAUAAUUAUGAGUCUACUAUCGAGUCAAAAGACGAAAUAGCUUCUGGUGAGCCUCCUGAUUUUACUGCAGGAACACUGGACCAUGAAAAAGGAUCUAUGGAAAUUAGAACUAGCCAUAAUUGGGAUGUCUUUGCUAACGAUCAUUACGUUGAAAUUAUCCAAAACUCUGUAUCAAAUACGAAGAUUGCCAAUCCAACUUGUAGCAAUGAAGUUAAUAUGGAAAUUGUGCAAGAAACAGGAAACUUUCAUAACGGUUAUGAUGGAACGCACAGACAAGAUGUAUCAAAUAUGAUGACAAUAGAACAUGAAGAUGAUAUGCAGGAAACAGCUGAAAAAUUUUCAGAUUGCUCGCUUGGUGAAACUAAAAGUAGCAUGUCCACAACCCAACAAAAUUACACUGAACGAUUGGGAAAAAACACUAUAAAUGAAUGGCGUUCUGGUUUUCGUAAAGACGAAAGCAACAAAAUGUCCACAACACAACGUGAUUUAGCGACAAAACGAUUAAGACAAAACACUCAAAAUGGAUCGUGUUCUUCUUGUCUUAAAGCUGAAAGUAACAAAAUCUCCACAACCCGACGAAAUUUAACCGAACGAAUUCGAAGAAGCACUCUGAAUGAAAAGUUUUCAAAUCUUCAGGCCUCCAUCCCUGAUAUUGCUAACAAGAAGAAUAUUUCUAAGGUAGAUGUGAUUAAAUCAGCUGUUUUGUAUAUCAAGACACUUGAACAAGAAGAGAGAUUUUACUUACAAAUAAUAUUCAACGAGAAACAAAGAAAUAAACAACUUCUAAUGAAACUUACUCAAUACAACCCUACAAACACUAAUUGA
Paramuricea clavata is the source of this 1323-nucleotide messenger RNA. The record is from the annotation of a GenBank genome assembly. Lineage: Eukaryota; Metazoa; Cnidaria; Anthozoa; Malacalcyonacea; Plexauridae.